Molecule: messenger RNA, 2150 nt
Organism: Sardina pilchardus (European sardine)
Lineage: Eukaryota; Metazoa; Chordata; Actinopteri; Clupeiformes; Clupeidae
Gene: armc6
Product: armadillo repeat containing 6
Exons: 8
Coding region: 155-1564 (469 amino acids)
Biological process (GO): hematopoietic progenitor cell differentiation
Molecular function (GO): protein binding
Source: RefSeq, a predicted model, not a curated record
GCGUCCGCAUACCGUACACAUUUUACGUAACUCCUACUCCUCGCUUGAAAGCUGCGGCACAGACAGCACCGGACAGCACUACCCUGGCCCAUGCCCCGGCCCCAGACUAUUGUUUUCAGUUAAACUAGAGAUUACUAGCCCAAUAUCAGGCAAGAUGGACCAGCGCAGGAUAACACAAGAGACAUUCGACGCCGUCGUCAAGGAAAAUAUUGAUGACUUCGAGAUGGACGCCGAAGAUGCAUUGAAAGAGGCCAUCGAGCAGUUUGAGUCCCAGGGUGUGGAUCUCAGUAACAUAGUUAAAGCGGUGCCUAAUUCCUCUGUCGACCAAGCAGGUGAUCAGACACACGAGGUCCUCCAGGUGCUGGAAUCGCUCAGAAUUGCAGCUCAGGCACCUUCACUGCCAGCUGACAUCACAGAAGACCUUACACGCUUCACCGAACAGUGCUCUCUCGGGUUUGCCCAAAGGCACUUAGCUGCCCAGAAGGAUGCCUACCCCACAAUCCUCUCUUGCUGCCUGAAGUUGCUAGAUAAUGACGCUGCUGCCCUAUCAUCUGCCCUCUCCGCUCUCUCGUCCCUGACUGAUGGACAGCCGGACCUACUAGAUGAGCAGGGUCGGAACUUCCUUGUGAAGGCCCUAAAUGGGCAUAAGGAAGACCCUAACCUGACCUGCCUGGGGGUGCGCGCGGUGCGCCACUGCGGCCUGAAGCAUGAACAGAACCGGCAGGACCUGGUGAAGGCUGGUGUGCUGGCGCUGCUCACUGGGGCAAUUACACGCCACAUGGGGCGCGCCGAGGUGGUACGAGAGGCCUGCGCUGCGCUCAGGGUGAUGACCUUCGACGAUGAUGUCCGUGUGCCGUUCGGACAUGCUCAUGAACAUGCCAAAAUGAUCGUCCUGGAGCACAGUGGCUUGAAGGUCAUAAUUCAGGCGGCUAAAGAACAUCCUCAGAAUACCUCAGUCCUUAGUGAGCUGUGUGCCACACUAUCUCGACUUGCUGUGAGGAAUGAGUUCUGUCAGGACAUAGUGGACCUGGGAGGCUUGAAGUUUAUGAUCAUCCUGUUGGCUGAUAGCUUGGAUUCCCAGGAACUUGUAAGGCAGGUCUUGAGUGCCAUCAAAGCUAUAGCAGGAAAUGAUGAUGUCAAGGAUGGUGUUGUUAAUGCGGGAGGCGUGGAGCUCAUCGUCAUGGCAAUGAACAGACAUAUGUCCAAUGCACAGGUGUGUGAUCAGGGCUGUGCAGCCUUGUGUGUUCUGGCACUACGAAAACCCGAUAACUGUAAAGUGAUCAUGGAGAGUGGGGGAGCCCUCGCUGCACUACAGGCUAUGAGGACCCAUCCAGGGGUAGUCAAUGUACAGAAGCAGUCAUGUAUGCUGUUGAGGAACCUGGUCUCACGUACAAGGGACUAUAACCAGCCAAUCUUGGAGAUGGGAGCCGAAGUCCUGAUUGGUCAAGCACUUUCCAAUCACCGAGACUGUGGAGACGUGGGUAGGGCCGCCCUCCGAGACCUUGGUUGUCAAGUUGAGCUUCGAGAGCUGUGGACAGGUCAGAAGGGCAGCCUCUCACACUGAUGGAGGGGAGAUCUGAGGGGGCAUCUUACGGAGGACAAGCAUCUGUGAUUGUGGCUGUCUCGAGUCAGAUCCCACCCAACCAUACUGAGGCCGAAGCAGCUCGGACUUCAGAGAACCCAGUCUAGUCUGAAUCUAGAAUUGUAAUCUUUUACAGUUAAAGAGGACAUUACCACAACUUGUUGAAGGUAUUUUUUUUUCAUAUUUACAUCAGUUGUUUCUUUAAUGGUUGAAAGUGUCCACACAACACCGACAUGUUAUGUUUGUGUUUUAUUUGUGUGGUUUAUUAUUUAUUGUGUUACUUUUUAAUUCAUUGUGACCCAGUCAUGUGCAACACUGCAAACAUUCUUAACCAAUCCUAGACAUUAAAUAUUUUUUUUUACUAUUAUUAUCAUGUUUUUCAAGUGCACUUAUUUUCAUCCUUUUUGUUCCUUUUGGACAGUUUCUGUCUUCACUUAAACCCACAUGAUGCAGUUUACAGCUAGUAAAGUCAUAUCAUGAGCCCAAUUAAUCAUUCCAGCAUGUUUCAACUCAACUAAAAUAAACUAGUAUUUAUCUGAAACGUGUAACAAUUCAGUCAUGCUCCUGU